Molecule: messenger RNA, 1221 nt
Organism: Gloeophyllum trabeum ATCC 11539
Lineage: Eukaryota; Fungi; Basidiomycota; Agaricomycetes; Gloeophyllales; Gloeophyllaceae
Product: kinase-like protein
Exons: 4
Coding region: 1-1221 (406 amino acids)
Biological process (GO): regulation of mRNA processing; protein phosphorylation; spliceosomal complex assembly
Molecular function (GO): protein kinase activity; ATP binding
Source: RefSeq, a predicted model, not a curated record
AUGCUUCGCUGGGUGCGACGACUGUCUACUACAGGGACGUCGCUAUCUCGCGUCCCGUCUUCCAAUGGCCGCCCCCUGCUCGAAACUACCAAGAAAGUGGAAGAAGAGAAAUUUCCAUGGUACGACCAGAACACUUACUACCCAGUCCGAAUUGGGCAAACUUUUCAAUCUCGAUACCAUAUUCUGUCGAAGUUGGGCUAUGGUACUUCGGCCACCGUCUGGUUAGCUCGCGAUUCUCUGGAAAAUAAGUAUGUGGUGAUAAAAGUCUGUACCAGCAAUUAUCCCAGCGUCCCGCGCGAGAAGGCCGCCUUUCAGCGCUUACGCCCGUUACGCAAGUCUUCUGUCGUCCAGCAAUGCUGGGAAAACUUUGCUGUACGAGGCGCGGAGGGUAAUGUUCAUGAAUGCUUUGUCCUUCAGCCACUCUGUCCGAAUCUCGCCCACUUUGGCGAGCACGUUGCUCACCGCUGGGAGGACCUCAAGUCCUUUCGUACCAUGGCACGGAGCAUUUUCGAGGCUCUAAAGUUACUUCAUACGGAGGCACACUUGAUCCACUGCGACCUGCGCCCGGAGAACUUCUUGCUCAGCACGGCUACUGAUACUGUAUUUCGAGCAAUGGAAGAGCAUGAAGCGAGCGAUCCUUCCCCAUGCAAAAUCGAUGGGGAUCGCGUUGUGCACACCACGCCUUAUGCAAUGAUACCUGAUGAUGUGACGGGCAUUGUACUGACUGAUUUAGGCGAGGCUCGUCCUGGCAACACUUCGACACCUUAUUAUGACGACAUUGAGCCCUUCCCGUAUCGGGCACCAGAGAUCAUCUUCUGCGUCCCCUUCUCGUAUCCCGUCGAUGUAUGGAACGCCGCGGUUAUGCUCUGGCACAUGUUUGAGAGGAAGCCUCUCUUUCACCCGUACACUUCGAAGGGAGAAGAGGUUGACCUGUUCCACCUGCGACAAAUGGUUCACGUGAUUGGUCUCCCUCCCUCAAGUCUCCUCGAGCGUUCUGCCGACCGGGAAUUCAUCCACCAGCGUUAUUUUGAUAGGAACGGACAGUGGAUUGCCAUGAUUCCUCUCAAUAGUAAUAUCACGCUGGAGAUGCGGGAGCAGCGUCUGGAGGGUGAUGAGAAGGCGGAGUUCUUGCGCUUCAUGCGGAGAUGUCUGCAGUGGGAGCCGGAGAAGAGAGCGACGGCAGCUGAACUCUGCAACGAUCCGUGGCUUAACCCUACGUAG